AUGAGGUUGUCAAUCCGUGUUAGUGCCGCUGCCGCACUAAUUAUCCUGACCCUUGUCCUGGUCAAUCGCAGUCUGAAGAGCAAAGGUGAAUCACUUCAGGAUUUAUGGCACUUCGAUACCGGCUCUUUCCGCACAUCUCUCAGACCAAAACCUCAAUCUGAUACGGGAUCACAACGGAAAUGGCGGGUUGCAUCGGAUAAUAAACCCGCUCUGGUCUACCAGACCACCGAGAUCGUGGUUCCGAACCAGGGUGCCAUUGUGAUGGCCAAGCGCAAGGAGGAUGAUACUGCUUGGGUCGGCGCAGAACUGGCAGAAUGGCGCAGCAUCAUUUAUACCGUCGACGAUACCAACGCCCCGACGCACACCCCGAAGAACAAGGGCCGCGAAGCUCUCCCCUACCUCCAAUACCUGAUCGACCACUACAACGACCUCCCAGACAUCGUGGUCUUCCUGCACAGCCACCGCGACGGCGUAAUCGCCGGCUGGCACAUCGACACCAUGGAUUACAGCAACGUGGACUCAGUGCGCGCAUUGCAGAAAGAAUUCGUUCAACAGGCAGGAUUUGUCAACUUGCGUUGUCAAUUGAGCCCAGGAUGUCCCACCGCCAUUCAACCAUUCCGCCAACCCCCGAAUCCUGAAAGCCCAGGCGAGCCACAUUACGCUGCUGCCUGGAAAGAGCUCUUCCCCGGUGAGCCGGUUCCCCGCGAAGUCGCUGGCCCGUGCUGCUCCCAGUUCGCCGUUUCCCGAGAGCAGAUUCUCCAGCGCCCCCAUAGCGAUUACCAGCGCAUGUAUGACUGGGUGAUGAACAAUGACCUGCCAGACGAGGCUACCUCCAACAUUAUGGAGUACUCAUGGCACAUCAUUUUCGGCAAGGACCCUGUCUUCUGCCCUGAUUUGUUCCAAUGUUACGCAGAUGUCUACGGUGAAGAAGUUAUCUUUAACUACUGA
Molecule: messenger RNA, 948 nt
Organism: Penicillium expansum
Lineage: Eukaryota; Fungi; Ascomycota; Eurotiomycetes; Eurotiales; Aspergillaceae
Product: DUF3431 domain-containing protein
Exons: 3
Coding region: 1-948 (315 amino acids)
Source: RefSeq, a predicted model, not a curated record